UGCUGGGGCCAGCUGUCUUGGGGCCAGAGGUGGUUUGUUAGUGCUGUGCUGUAGGGUGGUCUCCUCACGAUUACAGCAUGCAGAAAAUCAAAUCCCUCAUGACUCGACAGGGUCUGAAAAGUCCUCCAGAGAGCCUCAGUGAUCUUGGUGCCAUUGAAAGUCUGCGGGUUCCUGGAAAGGAGGAAUUCAGAGAACUUCGAGAACAGCCAAGUGACCCUCAAGCUGAACAAGAGCUAAUUAAUAGUAUUGAACAAGUAUAUUUUUCUGCAGAUUCAUUUGAUAUUGUUAAAUAUGAACUGGAGAAGCUUCCACCCAUUCUCAAUUUGCAAGAAAUAGAAGAGUAUAGAGACAAAUUAAAACAACAGCAAGCUGCAGUCUCUAAAAAAGUAGCAGAUUUAAUCCUUGAAAAACAGCCUGCUUAUGUGAAGGAACUUGAAAGAGUUACUUCUUUACAGACAGGUCUUCAAUUAGCUGCUGUUAUCUGCACAAAUGGGAGGAGACACUUGAAUAUUGCAAAGGAAGGUUUUACUCAAGCUAGUUUAGGCCUUCUUGCAAAUCAAAGGAAACGUCAGUUGCUGAUUGGACUUCUGAAAUCUCUGAGAACUAUAAAGACAUUGCAAAGAACAGAUGUACGCUUAAGUGAAAUGCUAGAGGAGGAAGACUAUCCAGGAGCUAUUCAGUUGUGCCUGGAAUGUCAGAAUGCUGCCAGCACUUUUAAACAUUACAGUUGUAUAAGUGAGUUGAAUUUCAAAGCUGCAGAAGACCUUUAGAACAAAUUGAGG
This is a messenger RNA of Castor canadensis (American beaver), 782 nucleotides long. The record is from RefSeq and is a predicted model, not a curated record. Lineage: Eukaryota; Metazoa; Chordata; Mammalia; Rodentia; Castoridae.